AUGCCGCCGGAACCAACGCCCCUUUGCCCUAAUAAUAUUACUAUUACAAACGGCAAAAGCAGCCCCAAAAAUGUCACCCAUUUGUCCCCAAUGAAUGGAGGAAAUGACAUUAACAGCUACUAUGAAAACUCGUACUUUCAGAGGGUAGCUGCAAAGUUUGAAUGCCAAAAGAUCAACGAUGAAAUCAUGGAAAAGUUCAACAUUGAUCAAAGCACUAUUCUUUCCCUUUCGAAAACGAUUAUUCGAAUAGCAGAUUUGGGAUGUGCAACAGGACCAAACACUUUCUUGAGCGUGCAAAACAUUAUAGAAGCCACCAAACAAAAGUACAAAACCCUAAUAAAUAUUCCAAACUCUGCAACAACUAAUAAUAAUACUAUUACCAGCAAGUUUGAGUUUCAAGUGUUCUUCAACGACCUAGUCAAGAACGAUUUCAACACCCUAUUCUCAUCUCUCCCAAAAGACAAAGACUACUUCGCCGCAGCGGUGGCCGGCUCCUUUCGCGGCCAGCUAUUCCCGGAGUCGUCUCUCCAUUUCGCUUACACGUCUCACUCUCUGCAUUGGCUCUCCAAGUUGCCGGCGGAGCUGGGAGAUGAGGCCUCACCGGCGUGGAACAAGGGGAGGGUUCACUACACCGGAGCUCCGGCCGGAGUGGUUGAAGCUUACAAAGCCCAGUUUGGUAAGGAAAUGGACAUGUUCUUGGAGGCUAGGGGAAAAGAGCUUGUUGGUGGAGGCAUGUUGUUCAUGAUUUUUAGUGGUGCUCCUAAGGAAAUGCCGGUCUCUUCCACUGCAACUGCAAAUGCUGCCAUGUUUGACUUCAUGGCGUCUAUUCUCAUGGAUAUGGUUCAAGAGGGAAUGAUUAAAGAAUCUCAAGUGGACUCUUUCAACUUGCCCUUAUACAACUCUGCGAGUCCGGAGGAGAUAAAGGGUUUGGUGGAGAGAAAUGGCUGUUUCAGCAUAGAAAGGUUGGAGCUUUCGAAGCCAUCUUCGUGGCUGAAACAUCCAGUAGACAUUCCAGCGUGGAUGAAGCACGUGCGAGCUGCAAUGGAGGGCAACUUCAUUCAACACUUUGGGAGCAAAGUGGUUGUUGAUCAACUCUUCACACGCUUGACCAAAACCCAUUUGGACCACUCUCAGAUGCUUCAAUAUUGGUGCAACCAGAAAGUUCAGUUGUUUGUCGUUUUGAAGAGGAUUAAUAAGAAGACCACAUCCACAUGA
This is a messenger RNA of Humulus lupulus (European hop), 1215 nucleotides long. Its product is annotated as loganic acid O-methyltransferase-like. Lineage: Eukaryota; Viridiplantae; Streptophyta; Magnoliopsida; Rosales; Cannabaceae. The coding region runs from base 1 to 1215 and encodes 404 amino acids. The transcript is spliced from 3 exons. Gene Ontology annotation, molecular function: S-adenosylmethionine-dependent methyltransferase activity. The record is from RefSeq and is a predicted model, not a curated record. Gene Ontology annotation, biological process: methylation.